AUUAAUAUUAAUAAGUCCUUGGCGGAAAAACACAAACACGAGGCUAGUCCUUUUUGUAGCUAUUUAUUUCAGCUCAGUAUAUUUCAAAGAAUUUAUUUAAUGAACAGCGAAACUGAAAUGCACCUCAGUGCUCAGCAUCGAUCGAUGUGUGAUGUCUAAUGGCGGAUGUUGAUGAGCUCCCAUCUAUGCUGUGGGGUCUGGACACUGUCUUCUCAGCAUACUCCAAACUUUACAUCAUAGACAUCCUAGAAAUGGGGGAGUCCAGACAAGUGCCUGGUGUUUACUUCUAUAAGACUCAUCCAGUAUCCCAGGUGGAUGUACUUGGGACAGUUGUUUGCAAGAGGGAGAGAGAAGAUUUCUAUUGCUAUGGAGUGGACGAUAGUACUGGUGUUAUAAACUGUCUUUGUUGGAAAGAUGAGAAAUGGAGAGAUCAGGGGGAACCAGCAACAUGCAGAAAUUCUAGUGUAGCCUCUGGAGGAUUUAAUAUUGAAGAUGAACUCAGGCGGCUGAAGGAGACUCAACGGAAGAGCUCUGUACUCGAGAUCGGAGACCUGCUCAGGGUUCGAGGAGCUGUCAAAACCUCUCGGGGUCAGAGGGAGAUUAAAGCCUCCUGCUUUUACAAAGUGGAUGACCCUUUGAUGGCCGUGCAGAUCUCACGUAUGCUGGAAAUGCCUCAGCUGUACAGGAAGUGGUACGAUAAGCCGUUCCAGGUACCAGGUGAUGAGCUGGGCGCCAAAGAGGCAAGCGGUUCUACAAAUUUCCAGAUUUUGGUGUCUCGAUCAGUUGUCACCCUUCAGGAGUUCCUCUCUGAGAAAGGGGUGGCCAGAUUUCGACCUUAUGAUGUUGAGUUCCUUUUACAUCCACUGGUCCAGAACGCUGUGACAGACCAGGAGUCAGAUCAGCCCGGGCCGUCAUUUCCCUCGCAAAUCCGAAAUGUGUUGAAAGAGACCCUAGGCCUCCUCCAGGAAGACGGAAAAAUAUUCCGCAAAAUUCGAACCCAGGAUGAAGUCUACAAUGUAACUGAACAAGACAAAGAUCUCCACACAGUGAUCAAGAACAUUUUACGAGAAGAUACUAAAAGGGAAAAAUAUGCUGAGAAAGGAUGUCAUAUCCUGCACUUAUUGUCCAGCAUAAGACAGCACUACAGCCAAAACAUAAGUCGCGAGGCCCUGCAGGCGGCACUGACGUUCUUGGAGUGCAACAGCGACAUUAUCAGCACAACUGAAGCUCACUACACCAUUCUGUAGCUUUAGUGUUUUAAUAAAAAAAUGUUUUUUUUUCACCCAGAAAUGAAAAGUUUUGUCAUUGUUUAUUCGUCCUUGUAUCGUUCAAACCCCAGUGGAUAUCUUUGUUAUUCUAAACCAAAGCAAACAUUUUAAAAGCGUUUUUUGUUGACAAUGGUAGGGUAUUGUGAGCAUCGUUUCUGAAGCUUCAAAUGGAAGCAUUCUCAAAUAACACCAUGCAAUAUUCCAAGUGUCCCAAAGGCAUACGAAUGGACAAAAAUAUCUGUUUUGGUCCUGAAAACAAAGAAAGCCACAGUAGGUUUGACCAACUUAAAGAGUGUAAAUGAUGUAAUUUUUUGCGUCAACUAUCCCACUAAAGAAUAAUGUUCAAAUGAUUAAACUAUUCUAUUUAUAAAGUC
This is a messenger RNA of Triplophysa rosa, 1642 nucleotides long. It is a transcript of the gene stn1, whose product is annotated as STN1 subunit of CST complex. The transcript is spliced from 9 exons. The record is from RefSeq and is a predicted model, not a curated record. Bases 159 to 1247 code for a protein of 362 amino acids. Gene Ontology annotation, molecular function: single-stranded telomeric DNA binding. Lineage: Eukaryota; Metazoa; Chordata; Actinopteri; Cypriniformes; Nemacheilidae. Gene Ontology annotation, biological process: nucleotide-excision repair; DNA replication; telomere capping. Gene Ontology annotation, cellular component: site of double-strand break; chromosome, telomeric region; CST complex.